UUUAAUAGCAAGGUGAAUAAAUAUUAAAAUUCAUAUACAAGAAAUGGACGAUAGCUAUUAUAAUCAGUUCAAGAUUAAAGGAGUUGAAGAGAAUGCUAAUUUUAAUGUCAUCAAGACUUCGCUAACUUUUGACAAUAAAAUGGGGAAAGAUAAAGGUAAACCCAAGCAGGAAGAUAUCUUCAAAUUCUUAGGCAUUCACAAGAGAAAGCAAAGAAAAAAGACUCAAACUAUCAGAGUUCAGGAAGAUUGAACUUACCUAGGAUCUGCCUCAAGAAAGAAUAGUAAAUAUGAAAGAGGAAGCGGAUGUCACAAGAGACCCUCAAUCAGAAAAGGAGAUAGAAUUGAGGAUAGAGAAUAAUCAAUAGGCAUGGCCUCUUUAAUAGUACUUUAAAUAAAAUAAUUU
Messenger RNA from Moneuplotes crassus, 403 nucleotides. The record is from the annotation of a GenBank genome assembly. NCBI's taxonomy places the organism in Eukaryota, Ciliophora, Spirotrichea, Euplotida, Euplotidae.